This is a messenger RNA of Naegleria lovaniensis, 2745 nucleotides long. RefSeq lists its product as uncharacterized. The transcript has a single exon. NCBI's taxonomy places the organism in Eukaryota, Heterolobosea, Eutetramitea, Acrasida, Naegleriidae. Gene Ontology annotation, cellular component: Golgi apparatus. Gene Ontology annotation, molecular function: zinc ion transmembrane transporter activity. The coding region runs from base 1 to 2745 and encodes 914 amino acids. Gene Ontology annotation, biological process: intracellular zinc ion homeostasis; zinc ion transport. The record is from RefSeq and is a predicted model, not a curated record.
AUGGAUCACGAAGAACAAGAGGCUGCAGUUCUUCAGAACAACUCCACACCGAUUCUUGAUUCCUCAGUUGCCAUAACAGCCAUUUCUACUACUACGGAUGACGGGAAUGUUGGUAGUGGACAACAACAGCUUGAGGGUAAUUCUCCUCCGACCAAUACCGAUGAAUCAUCAACCCAAAUAUUAUCAUCAAACAAUGCUGAAAAUGUAAAUUCAUCAACACCACCAACAAUAUCAACAUCGGCAUUCGGCUCUAACCAAAUUCCACGACCUCUCUCGGUAGGAUCCCUUUCAAAAUCACCGCAAGGACUCUACAUACGAACUACGGCAUCUCACGCUCAUUCAUCUUACGAUUUAUUUGCUACAUCAGCCAAAAACAAUAACACAGCAACAGGAAAUGAUAUUGCUAUUAGCUUUGUACUUGCCAAUAAUAGUAGUGGCCUUUCACCAACCCUUCAACAAACUGCAUCAUCACGAAUUUCGCCAUCACUGGCUGCCACCAACACGGACGAGGAUUUUUCAUUCACUCCGCAAUUUGUUGCCGGAAAACGGUCUAAACUCGGAAUGAUUCCAUCAACAGCAGAGGCUUCUUGUGAUCACAUUAAUUGUAGUCAUAAAAGCUCCAAAGGAGGAAAAUCUUUAUGGAAUAAUAUUUGGUUAAGACUAAAAAGAAUACCAAAGUCCUUCUCUAAAGUAUUUGGUGAUGAUGAUAAAUCCUCUUCUCCGAAUAACUCACCCUUCUUUGGAGAUGAUCGUCACGCACCUCGAGGAAAAGGAAAAAAACAAGCAUCCUUAAUUUUGAAAGACAUGACAAACCGUGUCGUGUUAUUUGCCUCGUUGUUUGCCAAAUGGAUACGUACCUUAGUAUUGAUUAUUGUAGCUUUUUUGUGGAAAAUUGGUGUAUCUUUCUCGAAUGGAGAGUACAAAACCAUGCUUUCCAAGAAGAAAUUAAUGGAUCAAUUAUCUACAAAAAACAUUUCACAUUGGAUACAGAGUAUCAAAAAUUUAAAUCCAGAUGCUGAAUGGAUUGUUGGAUAUGUGCAGCAAUUUUUAAUAUUCUUUGUGCAGCCUUUGUCUCUGGCAUCUGCGAGAAAUUACAAGCUUACCACCCAACAACAUGCACAGCUUAAAGUUCACUUCUUUGCGUGCAUGCUCAUUUUGGGAUUUGGAUUUCUUGAAGUAAUGGUUGGGCUUUUCCACUAUGGAAAUACUCAUUACCAUGAGUCGAGUGCUAAUGGAGGAGAAGAAGAGCUAUACGUCACGAGUAUGAGAAAUCAUGAAUUUCUAGUUGGACUACUAAUUUUGUUUUCAGGAUUUUAUUUAUUGCAUAGAGGAUUCAUGUUUUUAAUUGACCUAAUUGUAAUAUUUAUGAAAACGACACAAGAACAAACAUCACCAAACGGUGUGUGCAUUUCAAAAAGCACACUCGAAGCUAAAUCCAAAAUGGAUCAACAAUCUUUAACUCCAACAAACCCUACUGUACAGAUAGAAUCUCCGUUGGAGUCUUCAUCUUCAUUAACUGAACAGUUAACGAAUAACGAAGAGUCCUCAUCUUCACUAUCAUCUACGUCUCGUCUCGUUGAAGAAGGAAAAACAAAAUUAGAUCCAAUAUUUGCACCGUACACAUUUUCCUUAUGGAAACGGUUACGUGUACUGUUACGAUUUGCCAAUGCCAUGUAUGCCACAUUCCUUUCACUUAGCGUUUUGUCAGAAAUGAUACAAUAUGUAUUAACAACGAAAUUUGCAUCAGAAUCAACACCCCAUACACAACAAGAGCCAAGACAAUUGCAAGACAUGAGCAUUGGAUUUUUCACACACACGAUUGUAAUAUUUGGCUUGUUGGUUAAUGGACUUUCAAUUUAUCUCUUUGGAAAUUAUUCACAAGAUGGUGUUUCUGCAACAUUUCAAAAGAAACAUGAAGAGGCAGAUCAAAGUGAAUCUACAGGAUUUUCAUCAUUUUUACAAUCGCCUCCACCAGAUAUGAGAAGAGGCUCCGCUAGUGUAAGAGCAGCAAAUAGAUACAACAAUUCUGCGAAUGCAAUGUGGUACAACACUUCUCCAUGGUUCCAACAACAAUUCUCGUCAUUCAAUGCUGCUCUAAAUUCAGCACAUUCCUCACUUGUUUACAAAUUUUACAACUCUCUCAUUACCUUUAUUCGCUUAAAAAUUCCACAUGCCAGAUUUUGGAUUUAUCGCAUCAUGAGAGAGGCUCAUAUUCACGCCGUGUUGUUUAUUUACAUGAGAGCAAUUUAUUAUUCCACAGGUGGACUCAUGUUCGAUUUUAUUUUGUGCUGUAUGAGUACCAUGACAAGCGUUUAUUUUGUCGUUCCAGUACUGAAAGCCAAUGGAAAAGUAUUACUUCAGACAACACCAGAAAAUUUGUGUACUCAUUUAAAUGCAUGUGUCAAGGAAGUUUCAACCACCGUGGAUGGAGUUUUAGAAUGUCACAGCGAACACUUUUGGGCUCUCAAUACUGCCUCAUUGGAUGAAGCAGAUGAAGAAGAACUGAUACAGGUUGACCCUGAGAAGAGAAAACAAGAAUUGAUCGCAACCAUUAAGGUACGAAUUGCCAAUGAUGUCCAAGUCGAUCAUCAACGGGUAUUACAAGCUGUUCGAAAAAUAUUUUGCUCCAAUGGCAUUAUUAAGGAACAUAACUUGACUGUGCAAGUUGAGAAGAAUACCAUGCUGGGUUUAGAAAAGAUUCAUGACCUUGCACCAAUGAUUCCCUUAGGUGAUGUUCAUGUUUAA